AUGACAAACUUUUGGUGUGCUGCGAUCUGCCUCCCACAAGCGUGUGUUGAUGAGAUAGAAAAUAUGUGCUCUGACUUCUUGUGGAGUGGAAAUCCUAAUAUUACUUCUGAGGCCAAGGUUGCUUGGGAGGAGCGGUUCUUUUCCUGUUCCACCUCCUUAUGGGGCACAUGGGUGAGACAGUACCUUCUUCGUGGUGAGACCUUUUGGGACGCAAGGGAUACGGGACAAGGCUCGUUGCUAUGGAGGAAGUUGUUGAGACUUAAAGCCUUAGAAAAGCAACUUAUCAGGAUGGAUAUCAGAGACGGCUGUACGAGGUUCCGCAACUGUCGUGACAUUCACAUUCAAGAAGUAGUCGAGGAUGUUGUUCGUUUUCCUCUUUCUCUCGUUGCAACAGAAGAUGAUGGUGUUUCUUGGAAGCGGGGUGCUGGUGACUAUAGUGAUCAUUUUGUAGCAGCGGAAACUUGGCAUCAACUCCGAGAACGCAAGACUGAAGUCUUUUGGCAUAAGUUAGUCUGGUUCCCUCAGGGGGUACCUCGCUAUGCUUUCAUCACGGGGCUGGCCGUGCGAGACAGGCUUGCAACAGGUUACCGUACACACCAAUGGGGGAAACGUAGUUCUGUCUUUACUGUGGAGAACCGGAUGAGACGCGAGACCACAUUUUCUUUGCAUGUCCCUUUACAUUCACACUCUGGUUAA
Messenger RNA from Brassica oleracea var. oleracea, 696 nucleotides. RefSeq lists its product as uncharacterized. Bases 1 to 696 code for a protein of 231 amino acids. The record is from RefSeq and is a predicted model, not a curated record. NCBI's taxonomy places the organism in Eukaryota, Viridiplantae, Streptophyta, Magnoliopsida, Brassicales, Brassicaceae. The transcript is spliced from 3 exons.